Messenger RNA from Physcomitrium patens, 1015 nucleotides. NCBI's taxonomy places the organism in Eukaryota, Viridiplantae, Streptophyta, Bryopsida, Funariales, Funariaceae. The record is from RefSeq and is a predicted model, not a curated record.
AAUUGGAUGAUGUUCUAAACAUUAUUGAAAUCGUUCAGGGGUUUGCAAUGAUCAGUUUAGAUCAGUGGUAGCAAUCUGUUGCAGUAAUUUUGCAGCUAUGGCGGAGGCGAGGCGGCCCGUGCCCUUGUCCCGUCGACCCGUAGACCUGUUCCUGGCGAUGUUUCUGCUCUCGAACGUCCCCGUGGUGGUGCUGUUCGAGUCCCAGAUGUUGUUGCCCGCCUCGCUCGUUUUCAAGCCGCUACGGGACAUGACGCAAGCGUAUGUGGAAUUCGCAGGGGAUUACUUGGUGCAGACCGCGCCGGCCUUUCUCAAGGGGCUGGUGGUCGCCGAGUGUUUGUUUCAGCUGCCGCUGUCGAUCGUAAAUGCCUACGCCUUCAUGGCUGGGAAAGAUUGGGGCCGCAUCACUGGCAUAAUAUAUGCAUCUCACGUUGCUACGACCAUGAUUUAGUCAUACCUCGAUUGGCAAUGAUUGUUUGUAUGCAGUUCCCCAUCUUGGCAGACAUUCUAGCGCACAAUAUUCCAACUAAGAACUUGCUACUUUCGAUCUACUUGCCCUAUCUCAUUAUCCCUUUCAUCAUUCUUGCACGCCUCGUACCCACGCAACAUCCUUUUACAGAAGCAGGACCCCCUUCGAUAGCGAAGAAAGGUGAUUGACAACUUCAAAUGCCCCAUUCGGUUGUAGUUGAUUUAGACAAACAUCUGAUAUGUGUAUGGAUCAGACAAACACCUGGUAUUUGAACUCUCCCGUGUGAUUGUCCUCCAGAGCUAGGCAUGGAUGUACUACACAAUGCUGUGAUUCUACAGCUCGCCAAUAAUUUUUGGUUGACAGAAUUGAUAACCAAGGAUUCAUGUCUGAGAAAUGAAUUUGCUACUUCACCUGGCCGUUCACUUCCAGUGUGUAGAAGUGGGGGCCUGUGGUGUAGGGUUUAGUCAUUUGUCUGAAAUUAUUGUACCGAUUUUGUAUUGAUUUUCUGCUAAUUUCAAGUAAAUUCUAACUGAGAAAUUGCAAGCUCGA